UUCUGUCUGAGAACGCCCGCGCGGGGCUUUCGCGGGGCAUUAGUAUAUACUCGAGCUUUGCCUUCGUGUUGAAAUACUAUCAAAUGAACACGCACAUAUCUUGAUACAGAUGCUGCAUACAUCAUGCGAACGUUAGGCGACAUGCAAGCGUCAUCAUUGGCUGGGGAGCGCAUGGCCGUGAGGAAGUGGAGGAGCUCUGAGCUCGGCGGUCGGCAUGUUCGCAUAUGACGAAAUGGCGAGCAAUAAAUCCGAAGCUUCCCCAGAAUUCCACCACCUCUCAACACUAACAACAACACACCACGCACCCAAUUGAACGCACCACCUCAAUUGAAGCCACCAUGAACACCGCACUCCUCCGCACAUCAGCCCUGCGCUCCGCAGCCCGAGCCGCAGCUCCCACCACAUCUCGCGCCGGCCUCGCAGGCACGACAUUCGUUCGCGGCAAGGCCACGCUGCCCGACCUCCCAUACGACUACGGCGCGCUCGAACCCUCCAUCUCCGGCAAGAUCAUGGAGCUCCACCACAAGAACCACCACAACACCUACGUAACCUCCUUCAACAACUUCAGCGAGCAAAUCGCCGAAGCCAAGCAAAAAGAAGACAUCAAGGCGCAAAUUGCCCUGCAGCCCUUGAUCAACUUCCACGGCGGCGGCCACAUCAACCACAGCCUCUUCUGGGAGAACCUCGCGCCUACCAACCAGGGCGGCGGCGAGCCCCCGUCUGGCGCCCUGUCUGCUGCUAUCAACAACAGCUACGGCAGCCUUGAUGCGUUCAAGGAGAAGUUCAACACGGCGCUUGCGGGUAUUCAGGGCAGCGGUUGGGCGUGGUUGGUGCAGGAUACCCAGACGGGUGCUAUUCAGAUCAGGACGUAUGCGAACCAGGAUCCGGUCGUGGGGCAGUUCCGUCCUAUUCUCGGUGUUGAUGCGUGGGAGCACGCUUACUACCUCGACUACCAGAACCGCAAGGCCGAGUACUUCAAGGCUAUCUGGAACGUCAUCAACUGGAAGGCCGCUGAGAAGCGCUUCCAGUAGAUCUGAUGCUCCUGCGGCAGGACGAGGUUCCUAACUCGCCGUUAGCUAGCGUCUGGUCAAGUAUGAACGAUCUUCAUAGUGUAUGUAGUGUAGUAAUGCAAGCGAAUGGAUUAAUGCAAGAUUACAAAUCGUAUAUCAUCCUUCGUCCCAUAUAUAUGCCCUG
This is a messenger RNA of Alternaria rosae, 1194 nucleotides long. Its product is annotated as Manganese/iron superoxide dismutase. Gene Ontology annotation, biological process: superoxide metabolic process. Gene Ontology annotation, cellular component: mitochondrion. Gene Ontology annotation, molecular function: metal ion binding; superoxide dismutase activity. NCBI's taxonomy places the organism in Eukaryota, Fungi, Ascomycota, Dothideomycetes, Pleosporales, Pleosporaceae. The transcript is spliced from 3 exons. Bases 339 to 1031 code for a protein of 230 amino acids. The record is from RefSeq and is a predicted model, not a curated record.